UGGAUCAUCGAAUCUUUUACGUAUAAAUGUUAUUGUGUGUGUGUGUGUGUGUAAAGCAGUUGCAUAUUCGAUUGAAAUCUGGUUCGCUUUGUUGUUGGUAUAUGGUGGUGGGCGUUCAUCUAGUCCCUGUUUGGUUAGGUGUCUUGGUGCCUCGCGAAGAGGGAACUGGGUGCUUGAAAUUACCGUUCUGUAUCCACUGGGUACCGAUACUGUAAUCUUGCUCUUCAGCAGUAGUCCCAGAUACUAAAGUUUGUGUGGUUGUUUACAGCAAUCCUCGGAUGUAUAUGGAAACUUAUGGUGAAUGUAACUUCUGAGAAGUUUGGUGCUGCGUGGCUCUCACUUUUAUUGAGCAGCUCAAUCGUUUGCUACUUUGAGAGCGAUGAGAUUGCCCAUACAUAUGAGAUAAAAUGAACGGGUGAAAUAGGGGUGUACCAAGAUGGCGGACUUUAUUGGACAAGAACGCGUGAUAUGUCAUGGUUCCAUGGUGGAGGGGACACAAGUGCCCCUGAAGAAAGGUGGAUCUACGUUAGAAUUCAAAUCCAAGAAUCUGGGAUAUUACGCCCUCAAGUGUCUGGACGAGAGAAUGUACGUCUUGUGCCGUUACAAGAGUUUCAACAAGUUCUCCAGUGGCAAAGAGCCCUCGAGCACCUAUACAUUCGUCGGAACAAUGAAGGUCCAUCGCAUCAUUAUGGGUCAGGGUAACACCAAAUACUUCGACACCGUCCUCAUCGUCAUCCACGACGGAUAUCCGUUUUAUUUCAAACCACUAAGCCAGAAGGUAAAAAGGUGGCGAGAAGCGUUUAAGUUCGUAGCCAGCGUUCUUCAAACACACAAACCAGGAGGCUCCAAUCGUUCGAGUUCAGAGUCUGAUGGGCCAUCUUCUCCUGAGAGACACUGUUCCCCUUCGCACUCCUGGGAGGACAAGCGAACAAAUUUCAGGACACCAUCGUAUUCGGCCGAUUCGGCUGAUGACCAGGAAGAUGUAACCCCUUCCCAUCUGCUUCCCGAUGUCAUUGAUGUCGGAGGAGACGCUGAUUUUGCUGAUCAAGGAGCACCAGACGAGGAAUAUGAGAAACCAAAGGAAGUGAGGCCAACACGAAAGAGCAUAUAUAGAAAAGGUAAAGGUGGAAACUAUGUAACCGUGGAAGUUAAUAUUGACGAAGAACCUGGAAAAAGCAAACCUGAAGCCGAUGUACCAGUAGAAAACACUCAUCGGGUACUUAGUAGACAGAGAAGCAGGUCUAACGAGGACGUGUCUUCAUUAAGAUUUGAUCAGCUACAUGUAUACCCUGCCAAGACACCAUCGGCUACUUUAGGUCCGGGGUUCAUGCAACCUCGACCGCAGCGUCCUGGGAUUAACAUGCCCCGAACACGAUCAGCUGCUGUUAUUAGCCCACACUGUACACCACGAUCCCACCAAAUCCGCAAACCACGCAACCACCUCUAUGAGAGGAUAGAAUCAGAUAGUGACGAUGGUGAGGAUGCGUUCACAAGCGAGUGCCAGCAUCUUGUAAGUGUUCUUGAGAGUGAAAAGGAGCGGGACCGAGUUGUCGUUGAACUGAGAAAAGACUACGUAUCUGAAGGACUUGUUUUUGUUGAAAUCGACUCAAGCAUUUACAUUGCCACAUGGAAGAAAUCCCUGGCAUUAGAUGGUAGGUUCCAAGAGAAACUCCACAUAGGUGACUGUCUCCUUCAGGUCAAUGAUCAACAAGCUAUAAACCUGGCAGUCAUACAAAGCGUCAUUGCGUCAUCGUCUACACCAAUGGUAAAACUUUGGCUAAGGCGAUUGCCUCAUGCUACGGUCGUCUACCUUACGAGGAACGCAAACAAUCCGUGGGGCUUUGAAACUGUGAAGAAUCAGAUCACCGAGAUCUACGAGGGAGCAGGACUUUCCAAGUACAUCGACAAGUCUUCCAAGAAAAAGUGGAUUAUCACAGAACUUAACCAUCAACCAGUCAGCAUUCAAUCGUGUGGUAAAGAUGAGGUAAAACAUCUGAUCACGGCUUCUCAAACAGAACUAGCACUGGUACUACAACCAAAGGAUUUCAUUGAUAAACUCUCGAAAAAGCUGCAGAAGUCCUCGAUCAAAAAGAAGCGAAUGACUGAAUACAUUGUUUGAAGACUGUUUUCUAUGUACACCCGACGAGGGUUUAGUUAGGAGGUUACCAUGGCAAUAAGAUUGCGGAAUCACGUGUUUCGACAUUACUCGUCAUGUGUACACCUUGUUAUUUUGGGGACAACUACAGUAGAUGACAUGCCAAGUUUUCAUAGAUCUUGUAGCUGAGGCUUGAAACAACUCGCCUGCGCCGAAGCGGCUGGUAGGAAACGUAGCCGUACCAUUACAGGCCAAUAUACCCGCCAAUAUACCUUCGUUGUCGCUUUAAGGACAUUAAGAACAUGGAGAUCCUCGUAAGAAGUGGGAUGUUGUCAAGUGACACGAAGUGUAUUAAGAGGCUUUGGGGAGAUGCAAAGCUCAUAGGUUGACUAGGAUCUGAAAUCGACGAAAUACGAGCGAUUGGUUUUAAAUCGACACUCACGGCGAACUCUACAUAAGAACAAAAUGUGAAUGUUGUUGACGAUGUUGACUGGAUGAGGAGAAUUGUUGCAAUGACAAAAAAUGACCGUGCUGACAGGUCGAAGCUCAUUAUGCAGUAUGUACAAAAAGCUGCUUUCAUAACUUUAUUGGAGGCCGUCAUAGCAUCAAAUUGUUCUUUUUAUAUUUUUGACAAUAUUGGUUAUUAGAACAAACUUGAAACCACAUAUUAACCGUUUUGGUCUUGGACGUGAUCUAGAUCUAAACCAGGCAGUACAAAGACAAAAUGAGAUUAUUCUAUCCGCUGCAUCGACCUGCCGGUCUUGAUUCGACCACUGAUUGUCAAGACUCGAUUUGUUAGAUAUAAAUUCUUUCAAAUAUUCUUCUAUGAUGAUUAUGUUCGGGUUUUCUGUGGGUGUACACAUCGCGUUAACUGUAUGGCCAUGGGAUUUAAUAUGUUAGAAAAAAAUCAAUUCUGAAGGAAAAUUGUCGACGUGCUGAUGUAGACAUUCUGCAUCAUGUCCAUCCAUUACUCUAUUUGUCAUGCCAUUUUUGCUGUUCGUAUUUAUUAACAUGUAUAGUAAAAUAUUUUAAUACAAGUUACAAUACCAUUUUUUAUCAUAUUUCAGCAGAGGAAUGGCACAAUCGCAGGAGUCUCUAAAUCCUUUUAGAAAGAAAAUGAGAGGCUUUACAAUAUAUUUUCGUCUCUGGGAUAUAUCCGUGCUUACCUCGAUAUUAUACACAAAACAUGUAGACAG
Messenger RNA from Lytechinus variegatus (green sea urchin), 3291 nucleotides. RefSeq lists its product as uncharacterized. The record is from RefSeq and is a predicted model, not a curated record. Bases 437 to 2119 code for a protein of 560 amino acids. The transcript has 12 exons. Lineage: Eukaryota; Metazoa; Echinodermata; Echinoidea; Temnopleuroida; Toxopneustidae.